AUGUCGACAGAAUCGCCAACUGUGAAUACUACCAGCACAAAGCGUGGCAGACCUCAUUCCAACACCAUCUCAGGCGGGAGACCUCCUGCGCUCGGCAUUACCAUCAGUCGUCCUACCAACAUUAGAAGAAACUCUGAAGGUUCGCCUGGCUUACCUCCUCCCAUUUGCAUCUCUGAGCCUACACCCAUUGAACCAUCCAAAGACCACGCAAAUGGAUUCUUCAACAACACCAGUAAACCAACGAGCCGACCUGUUACGCCAGAUACCGACUCUGCUGUUUCUUCCAAUGCUUCAUCAUCUGCCAGUCCUCCUCCUCCAGCCCCGCCACCCAAAGAUUCGGCUACAGCGCCUGUAGGUACAGCCAACCUCCUGGGUUCACCCGUUCAAAAGAAAAAGUCUCGUUCAAGAGCUUCCAGUGUUACUUCCAAUCUGAUCAAUGAAAUCAAGGAAAGCUCCACCAUUCAAUCAUUGGCAAGCAAGAUUCGAUCUCGACAUUCUUUCGAAGAUGCAGAUACUCCUCAAGAGCGAAACUCGUCAGAUAAUCAAUCCACUACUGCUCAAAGCGUAGCUGGUGCCAGUGGUAUCUAUACUGCCAAUGUCAAGAGAAAUCAAGACUUUCAUGCUCUGUUUCGCAGUGUGCCUGAAGAAGAUAACUUGAUUGAGGAUUUUGGAUGUGCAUUGCAAAAGGAGAUCCUGCUCCAAGGCCGUAUUUACAUUUCAGAGAGCUAUCUAUGCUUUAAUGCCAAUAUCUUUGGAUGGGUCACCAAUCUGGUCAUUGCGUUUGAUGAUAUUAUUGCAAUUGAGAAAAAGUCAACUGCCUAUGUCAUUCCAAACGCCAUUCAGAUUUCCACAGAUAGUGCAAAGCAUUUCUUUGCCUCGUUCCUGUCUCGUGAUCAAGCGUACGACUUGAUGGUCGACAUUUGGCGUAUUGCAAGGCCAGAUCUUGUGCCUCCAAAGGAGACGGACGGCGAUGUGCAAGAUGCAAACGACAUUUCCUCUUCUCCCUCUUCCAUCACUUCUUCUUCUGCUGAAGAGGAUGAGAGUGAUUCCUACUAUGACAGUGACACUGAAGAUUCCUAUAGUGAUGACAAUGAUUCUGAGGAUGUUGAUAUGGCAGGUACCAAUGCGACUGUCACACAAGAUACUGCAAAGGACGGCAAUCGACCCCGAAAAGUAUCUGCGGCCUCUACACCCAAUAACAAGGACAGCUCCACCAAGGUAGAUGCUGCUGCUCGUCGUCGUGCCAUGUCAGAAGCACCCAGACCUAAUUUUCAAUCAAACGACGAAGAAAAGUCCUCGAAAGCUUCUACAACUACCACUAAUGGAACUUCAGCUGCCAAAUCAAAUGGUCCUACCGUUAACAGUACCUCUUCGGCAACCAAUAACGCAAAGGAAGGAGACGCAAAGCCUCAGCAAGUGCAUGAGAAAACCGACUGUGAAUGUAGUGCCAACAACGAACACUAUCCCACUAUUGUCAUGGAUCAAAUGUAUAAUGGCACAUUGGAGAAGAUUUACAAUAUGCUGUUUGAUAGUGGAUUCAUGAAGAAGUUUUUGAUUGAAAAUCAAAAGAGUACAGAGCUGGAAAUGGGCGAAUGGAAAAAGGGCGAGGGCAAUGUUGAAUUUGUGAGAGAGCUAUCGUACAUUAAGCCUUUGGGUGGUGCUAUUGGACCCAAGCAAACCAAAUGCUACAUUACACAAGAAGUGCUUCAUCAAGACACUCAGAAAUAUGUCACCGUGCUAGCUACCACCUCAACUCCAGAUGUGCCUUCUGGUGGAUCUUUCAGUUGUAAAACACGUACCUGCUUUACAUGGGCAGGCAAGGGAAAAGUCAGAGUGUUGGUCACUGUUCAAGUAGAAUUCACAAAGUCAUCGUGGUUGAAAUCUACCAUUGAAAAGGCCAGUAUCGAUGGACAGCAAACCUACUACAAGGAAUUGGAUGCAGCCAUGCGACAAUACUUCAAGGAACAUCCCUCUGAAUUUGCAGAUUACAAGAGCGGCAGUAAGAGCAAGCGUAGAAAGGGAAAAAAGACCAGAUCAGCACAUACACCCAAGCCAGAAGAGAUUGAAAAGAAGGAAGAAAAGCCUAAAUCUGCAGUGCAUCAAGUAUUGGGUUCCAUUUCAAAUGUGAUUGCCGAUGGUAUCACAUCUGUCAUGGAUAUUGUCAGCUCACCUCGGGCAGCCCAUUUGACCUUGAUCUGCCUCAUCAUGAUGGUGGGCAUCAACAUCUUUAUUGCUAGAAAGAUGGCUUUUGUCGAACAGCAGCUGAACGAACUGAGCUAUGCGUUACCCAACCAUGCUGUUGAUGAAAAUGAGCCCACUACCGUGGAUAUCUCAUUUUUGCCAGGAACACAACGUCGUCAAUACAACCGUCAAGAAGAACAAGAUCUCUGGGAUUGGCUCGGUCGUAUUGAUCCUGACAAGUCGAAUGAAAAGAGAGAAAAGGUAGAGAUUCCCCUCGUCAAAGACCCCAAGGAACAAGAGGCUAUUUGGGACGAUGCUAUUCAAAUCUCUCAAUCAGCCAAAGAGAGAUUGGAGAAACACAUGGCAGAACUCAGUAGCAUGAUUCAAAAGGCUGAGAGUAACUUACAAGAUGUCACUCAAUCCGUGAAUGAUCAACGUCAAAAGAUGAAACAAGAUCAACAAUAG
Mucor velutinosus is the source of this 2646-nucleotide messenger RNA. RefSeq lists its product as uncharacterized. The transcript has 5 exons. The record is from RefSeq and is a predicted model, not a curated record. Gene Ontology annotation, biological process: intracellular sterol transport. Gene Ontology annotation, cellular component: endoplasmic reticulum membrane; cortical endoplasmic reticulum; endoplasmic reticulum-plasma membrane contact site. Lineage: Eukaryota; Fungi; Mucoromycota; Mucoromycetes; Mucorales; Mucoraceae. The coding region runs from base 1 to 2646 and encodes 881 amino acids. Gene Ontology annotation, molecular function: sterol binding; sterol transfer activity.